Molecule: messenger RNA, 441 nt
Organism: Baudoinia panamericana UAMH 10762
Lineage: Eukaryota; Fungi; Ascomycota; Dothideomycetes; Mycosphaerellales; Teratosphaeriaceae
Exons: 3
Coding region: 141-425 (94 amino acids)
Source: RefSeq, a predicted model, not a curated record
UGCCCACUCACCGAACGCUCAAGGGGUUGGCAGCAUAGCACAGACGCGGGUCCCUCAAGACGCUGACAGUCUUCGAAAUUGCGGGCCAUUGGCAGUGCAAAGCCCGAGCACCAUUAGCACUAUCGGCAGUGGCUCAAAGUAUGUCGAAUCGUUGUGGUCCGGAUAAACACCGUCGGCAGUAUGUUCGGGCAACUGUCCGGCACCCCUCACGGCUCGCUUACUCCGCUUCGCAUUCUUCAUCACUCUUCCGCUUUUCAUGCGCUGGACAUGGCGUGGAUGGCAACAUCGCCUUCGCGACCACCAGAGCCCGUGGAACAUCCCUUGCUUCGGCGCCCUUGCAUCGCACCUCGAGCCGUCACAGAGUGCUGAGCGCCUCUCUCAGACCCUCGCACAAACAAGCUGCACAGAAACAACGCCAGCGUUAAAGUAACGUGAAGAUGA